This is a messenger RNA of Tupaia belangeri chinensis (Chinese tree shrew), 3891 nucleotides long. RefSeq names its product glycerophosphocholine phosphodiesterase 1 (gene GPCPD1). Lineage: Eukaryota; Metazoa; Chordata; Mammalia; Scandentia; Tupaiidae. Gene Ontology annotation, biological process: glycerophospholipid catabolic process. Bases 86 to 2104 code for a protein of 672 amino acids. The record is from RefSeq and is a predicted model, not a curated record. The transcript is spliced from 20 exons. Gene Ontology annotation, molecular function: starch binding; glycerophosphocholine phosphodiesterase activity.
CACCUUCCCCCGCCAAGUCGAGGUGUCUUUUGCUUGUUUGGAAGAGAAACGAGGAGGCACAACAGCCUAAAAUAAAUUCACCAGAAUGACACCUUCUCAGGUUACUUUUGAAAUAAGAGGAACUCUUUUACCAGGAGAAGUUUUUGCAAUAUGUGGAAGCUGUGAUGCUUUGGGAAACUGGAAUCCCCAAAAUGCUGUGGCUCUGCUUCCAGAGAAUGAGACAGGUGAAAGCAUGUUAUGGAAAGCAACCAUUGUACUCAGUAGAGGCGUGUCAGUUCAGUAUCGCUACUUCAAAGGGUGCUUUUUAGAACCAAAGACUAUCGGUGGUCCAUGUCAAGUCAUAGUUCACAAGUGGGAGACUCAUCUACAGCCACGAUCAAUAACCCCUUUAGAAAGUGAAAUUGUUAUUGAUGAUGGACAAUUUGGAAUCCACAAUGGUGUUGAAACUCUGGAUUCUGGAUGGCUGACGUGUCAGACUGAAAUAAGAUUGCGUUUGCAUUAUUCUGAAAAGCCUCCUGUCUCAAUAACUAAGAAAAAGUUAAAAAAGUCUAGAUUUAGAGUAAAGCUGACAUUGGAGGGUCUGGAGGAAGACGAUGAUGACAGGGUAUCUCCCACUGUUCUUCACAAAAUGUCCAACAGCUUAGAGAUCUCCUUAAUAAGUGACAAUGAGUUCAAAUGCAGGCAUUCGCAGCCCGAGUGUGGGUAUGGCUUACAGCCUGAUCGUUGGACAGAAUAUAGCAUACAGACCAUGGAGCCUGACAACCUGGAACUCAUCUUCGAUUUUUUUGAGGAAGAUCUCAGUGAACACGUAGUUCAAGGCGAUACCCUUCCCGGGCACGUGGGCACAGCAUGUCUCCUGUCAUCCACCAUCGCAGAGAGUGGGAAAAGCGCUGGAAUCCUUACUCUUCCCAUCAUGAGCAGGAAUUCCCGGAAGACGAUAGGCAAAGUGAGAGUUGACUAUAUAAUUAUUAAGCCAUUGCCAGGAUACAACUGUGACAUGAAGUCUUCAUUUUCCAAGUAUUGGAAGCCAAGAACUCCAUUGGACGUUGGACAUCGGGGAGCAGGGAACUCCACAACAACUGCCCAGAUGGCAAAAGUUCAGGAAAAUACAAUUGCUUCUUUAAGAAAUGCUGCUAGUCAUGGUGCAGCCUUUGUAGAAUUUGAUGUACACCUUUCAAAGGACUUCGUGCCUGUGGUAUAUCAUGAUCUCACCUGUUGUCUGACUAUGAAAAAGAAAUUUGAUGCUGAUCCAGUUGAAUUAUUUGAAAUUCCAGUGAAGGAGCUAACAUUUGACCAACUCCAGUUAUUAAAGCUCGCUCAUGUGACUGCGCUAAAAUCUAAAGAUCGGAAAGAAUCUUUGGUUGCGGAGGAAAACUCGUUUUCUGAAAAUCAACCCUUUCCUUCUCUUAAAAUGGUUUUAGAGUCUUUGCCAGAAGAUGUAGGAUUUAACAUAGAAAUAAAAUGGAUCUGUCAACAAAGGGAUGGAAUGUGGGAUGGUAACUUAUCAACAUAUUUUGAUAUGAAUUUGUUUUUGGAUAUAAUUUUAAAAACUGUCCUAGAAAACUCUGGAAAGAGGAGAAUAGUGUUUUCUUCAUUUGAUGCUGACAUCUGCACAAUGGUUCGGCAAAAGCAGAACAAAUAUCCCAUAUUAUUUUUGACUCAAGGAAAAUCUGAUAUUUACCCUGAACUUAUGGACCUCAGAUCUCGGACAACCCCUAUUGCAAUGAGCUUUGCACAGUUUGAAAAUCUACUGGGUAUAAAUGCACACACUGAAGACCUGCUGAGAAACCCAUCCUAUAUUCAAGAGGCAAAAGCUAAGGGACUAGUCAUAUUCUGCUGGGGUGAUGAUACCAAUGAUCCUGAAAACCGAAGGAAAUUGAAGGAAUUUGGAGUCAAUGGUCUGAUUUAUGAUAGGAUAUAUGAUUGGAUGCCUGAACAGCCAAAUAUAUUUCAAGUGGAGCAGUUGGAACGCCUGAAGCAAGAACUGCCAGAGCUUAAGAGCUGCUUAUGCCCCACCGUUAGUCGCUUUGUCCCCUCAGCUAUGUGUGGGGAGCCUGACAUCCACGUAGAUGCCAACGGCAUGGAUAACGUGGAGAGCGUGUAGUGUGCGCUGCUCAGAGGCCGUCUAGGGCAUGCACCACUGUUCUGGGUAUCCCCGCGUCAUCAUCAAGCAUUGUUUAUCUAUGCCUUUUGGCUUUCUCAGUCCAAUGAAGCAAUAAUGAAGUAUUUUACUCUUUCACUACAGUUCUUGUAAGAAUUUCAAGUAUGCUAUUGAAAUCACUUGGCCAGGUAUAAUUACCAGUCAGUCUCUUCACAAUGAGAAAAUGUAUUGGUUGGUAAAUAAAUAUUUUAAACUAAAUAUGUAAACCUAUAAUGUUAAACAGAUGUUCAUUAGAAGUAUAGCACUUUGAAAUUAACUAUAUAAAUAUUCUUAUAUUUACACUUGGUAUAGCUUUUCAUUUGAUCAGGUCUGAAAUUUUUAUCACUUGAAGAAAAUGACUAUGCAUAAUUAUACCUGACCAUGAAAAAAAAAAAAAAGUACCUCAAAUGCAUGCAUUUGCACUGGUGAUUCCAACCGCACAAAUGCUUGUGCCAUCCGUGUACAUAGGUGUUUUUUUACAUGGAUUGACAUGCACAUAAACCAUUUUCAUUCAGUAUGAACCUUGGGGCUGUUGCCAUUUUUCCAUUUAACCAAACCAGCCUGGAGGUGAACCUUGAAACUUGUUUCAUAAGUCUUUCAAAAGGUGUUUUGCAUAAAUGUUAAAAUUUCAAAAUGCUGCAGGGUAAUUUAAUGUAUAAAAUGUUAUUAAGAAGUAUGUACUGCAUACUUAGGUAGAUCACAACAUACCAAUUUGAUUUAAUGCAUGCUUUAGGUUUCAAGCAUGAGAUUGUACAUGUUUACUGUUAAGUCCUUGCGUCUGUGGUGCUAGGUGAGUGUAAGAAGAUGUCAAGGACUGAAAAUAUUUUGUUGCCUAAAAGGACCGUUUGUAGGUAUUUUAAAUAGGCUUAUUUUAAGUGUCUCUCACAUUGUUGCUUUGUGGGUUUGGUGUGUGUGUGUGUGUGUGUGUGUGUGAGAGAGAGAGAGAGAGAGAGUUGUACAAUAUUUAAAUCUCCAUGCAGAAAAAUAAAUGUCCUGAAUUCUCAUACUGGUAUUCUUUAUUGGUUAUUGUAUAUCAUGCAUGUAAUUUAUUUAGAAAUGUAGGAGACCUUACUAAAUGUAAUGCAUGUUUUUAGGAUUAUACUAAGGUUUCUUUCUUUCGAAACAUUGUUUUGACAUAACUGUAACUUAAGAACGAAUGUUAAAUAAAAUGACACAGAUUUAUUUUCUUCAUUAUAAAAUGAAAGUUCAAGAAGGUAUUACUUUUAGAGAAUGACUUUAUAAUAUUAUUAUGAGAAAUUGAAAUUUAGCAUCUACCCUAAAGGGAUAUGUUUGCAUCUACCUUUUACUGCAUGUUCUUUGUGAAACAGAGGCAGUUUAUUCAUUAUUGACAUAUUUAGGUAGUGGCUGAGAACCUAAGAACUUGAAAUUACCUGUUGUAUCUUUUCUUAUUUUUUUUAAGCUAAGCAAUGCAAUUUUGACCAGAUCGUAAUUGUGUGAUGAUAGGCUCUGAAAUCCUAUGAUAUUUAUUUAUAACACUGAUAUUUAAUGGAAAAUAGUUUAGAAAAUGAAUCUUCUACAAGGGUUCUAUAUAGUUUUCCAACACUGAAUGAGAUUUUCCAGCACUUUGAUGUGAUUUGGGCACCUUUAGAAAACUACGAAAGAAUUAAUUUUUAACUCUUAUGUUACGGUGACUUGAUUCGCCAUACGUGUGCUUUUCUGUCCUGCCCAUUUGCUCUUCCCUUGUGCCUUUCUAGUUCUAGCUCCGGGGGCAGAGGGAGAGCAAUUGUAAA